AUCAUUUAUGACCAAAAAAAAAAAAAAGCUGACUUUUUUAUAAGCUAGAAGUUGUGAGUACGGCUGCAUCGUCUCUACCAGUAAUUUGAGGGAUUUCAAGCUCCAGUUUUUCGAAUAUGGCGGAAGUAAGUCUUGGUAUGCUUAUAGACAUUGUGGACGAGGAGUGGAUGAGGGACACUUUGCCUGAUGAUGAUCUUCCAUUGCCUCCAGUGCUUGUUGUUAGGACUGAUGAUACUGAAGAAACCAAUCAAGAAAAUCAGCAAGCAGAUGCAGAAACUUGGCGCGAUCUUGCACUGGAUACACAGUAAUAGCCUCUAAGUACAAUGGAUGAAGCUUCUUAAAAGUCUUGUUUCUCGUUGUGUAUGAUCAAAAUCAAAAACAAAACUUUUCUAUGCUUGCUUGCUUGCUACUAUUUAUUAUGUUGGUGGGAUAAAUUUGCUUGUUAAGCAUGACGUCAGAAUUGUUCGCUGA
This is a messenger RNA of Arabidopsis lyrata subsp. lyrata, 471 nucleotides long. RefSeq names its product anaphase-promoting complex subunit 13. Gene Ontology annotation, cellular component: anaphase-promoting complex. Bases 117 to 308 code for a protein of 63 amino acids. The transcript has 4 exons. The record is from RefSeq and is a predicted model, not a curated record. Gene Ontology annotation, biological process: protein K11-linked ubiquitination. Lineage: Eukaryota; Viridiplantae; Streptophyta; Magnoliopsida; Brassicales; Brassicaceae.